This is a messenger RNA of Fulvia fulva, 1578 nucleotides long. Its product is annotated as telomere-associated protein 1. The record is from RefSeq and is a predicted model, not a curated record. Bases 1 to 1578 code for a protein of 525 amino acids. NCBI's taxonomy places the organism in Eukaryota, Fungi, Ascomycota, Dothideomycetes, Mycosphaerellales, Mycosphaerellaceae. The transcript has a single exon.
AUGUCUCGUACAGACAACGCCUCGGCAUACCGGCCGACGUCUCUGGACUUCAUCAACCUCCCGAACCCGAUUGAGCCGGAUGGCAGUGGAUCUCAGAAACAUCCCUUGAACGGCACUCCACGGCUGGAGAAGGCGCGACUGGACUCCGCCUCGAACCAGGACCUCUUCAAGCUCAUACUUGAUCGGAACGAUGAGCGCCCGCCGAAACGACAGAAGCCAUCUGAUACUGCUCUUCUUGAUCUGCCAAGACUGCCCGUUAGGAACCCUGCAAAGCGUCUUCGGAUACCGCCGACAUUAUCCGGACUUCAUCAACCGCCUCCAGAUGCAGGACUCUUACCCUCGAUUAGCGUCGAGCAGCCUCAAGUCCUCCCUCCUCGUCACUCUGACCAAGUGGUACAUGAUAAUCGAGAGAAGGCCGUCGAGAAGACGAAUUCCACGUCUGCACCAUCUCAAAAGAAUGAGUCUGCCAAGACGUCCUCUCAGCCGUCCAAGCAGAAGCAGAAACGUGGCAAACGCAACAAAUGGAGCGAUGAGGAGACUGAGGACCUACUGAAGGGAGUGGCGCGCUUUGGCAUAGGUAAUUGGACCAAGAUUUUGAAGUGCCCAGACUAUGACUUCCAUCUGCGAACAGCUCUGGACCUCAAAGACAGGUUCCGAGUAUGUCGCCCUGAUGACUACAGGUCAACGAAAGAUCAACCUGCCACUGAACGUAGCGUUAUCGUCAAAGGUCCAGUGCCAGAACGUGUGUCUGACGACAAGCUGGCGAAGCUUGGCAUUACCGAGGCCUUUGGGAAGAAAGCAGGCCGAAGUGGAUAUACAGAUGCUGAAGAUGAUGCUUUGUUCAGAGGCUUUGAGAAAUAUGGGCAUCAAUGGGCCAAGAUCAGAAGUGACAGCAGCUUUGGCUUGACCUCACGCAAGCCCGCCGACUUGCGAGAUCAUUUCCGAGCUCGUUUUCCUGACGAGUACUCUAAGGGAGGCCGUUCGUCAAGACCCAGCAAAUCAGCGGCAUCAUCUGACCCUACAGCUGAUGUUGAUCCUAAGCGCACGCCAUCGCAAGAUAGUGAUCGUCAACCAGAGGCUUCCAAAUCAGCGAAUGAGCCAACAGUGGUUGCCUCGAAAGACGAGACGUACACUCUCAAGACAAGCUUCAGUAAGAAGCCACACCAACCAUCACUCUUCGCGCUGGACGAUGUCUUUCUUAACACACCCUUCGAUAUUGCCGAUGACGACGGCGAGAACAUCGUGCUAGACCGCGGCAUUCUGGAUUGGGCCACAGACGUGACGAGACCACCGGCACCAGAUCUGCUCAAGAACAGUGGCAUUGACCCACGCAUGACUCUCAUGCUCCCGAAGCCAGUCUCAAACGUUCCACCUGCGGCAUCACUACCACCAACAUCGAAUCACGCCACGAAUUUGCCAUCGCUGUCGGGUCUGAUGCCAGACACAGUCAACCCGAAUCAGCUCGAGCUUCCAUCACUCACGAAGUGGUACGAAAGUGGUGGUCAUGAAGGAAGGCUAGGAGGUGGUGUGACAAUUCCAGCGCUGGAGGAGCUACUCGGGACCCUUAACAAUGCAUGA